This is a messenger RNA of Rhopalosiphum padi (bird cherry-oat aphid), 2097 nucleotides long. Its product is annotated as BTB/POZ domain-containing protein KCTD5-like. Gene Ontology annotation, cellular component: Cul3-RING ubiquitin ligase complex; cytoplasm. Gene Ontology annotation, molecular function: cullin family protein binding. Gene Ontology annotation, biological process: proteasome-mediated ubiquitin-dependent protein catabolic process; protein homooligomerization. Bases 145 to 795 code for a protein of 216 amino acids. The transcript is spliced from 5 exons. Lineage: Eukaryota; Metazoa; Arthropoda; Insecta; Hemiptera; Aphididae. The record is from RefSeq and is a predicted model, not a curated record.
CUUCUUUUUGAUAAAAUGUUAGUGAGCUUAAUAGUUGAAAUUGUUAAUUAUUUUAUUUAUUACUGUUAACGCUAAUUUCAGUUUGAAUUCUCGCUUGUUAUUCUUCAUUAUAAAAGUUUUAUUUUGUCCUCUUGUACUCGAAAGAUGAGUGUUAUUGAAGGCGUUGAUAAAGGAAAAGGGUCACGAAUGCAAUUGAACAAAUCGUUGAGCAAUACUGCUCAGUGGGUCAAAUUGAAUGUGGGAGGCACUUGUUUUAUGACUACAAAGACUACGUUGUGCCGAGAUCCCAAUUCAUUCCUGUGCAGACUGUGUUCAGAAGAAUCUGAUCUCAUUUCCGACAUGGAUGAAACUGGUGCGUAUAUGAUUGAUCGUGAUCCAACAUAUUUUAGUCCCAUUUUAAAUUACCUACGUCAUGGGAAAUUGGUUUUGAAUAAGAAUCUUGCGGAAGAAGGUGUGUUGGAAGAAGCCGAAUUCUAUAAUAUUACCGAAUUAAUAAAUAUAGUAAAAGAAAGGAUAUUACAAAGAGAUAAGAAACUUUGUUCUGAACAAGUGAAAAAACAUACUUAUAGAGUGUUACAGUGUCAUGAAGAUGAACUUACGUGGAUGAUUUCAACAAUGUCAGACGAAUGGAAAUUUGAACAACUGGUAAACAUAGGUUCCAAGUACAAUUAUGGAAAUUAUGACCAAGCAGAAUUUCUAUGUGUUGUAUCUCGAGAGGAGGGUGUUGCUGACUCUCCAAAAACUGAAUCCACCGAUAAAGCAAAGGAAUUGCAACAACGAGCUUCGCGUAUGUGAUAUAUGCAGUCAACUAAAUCUGUAAUCAUGGGAGCAUGUACAUUCUUUAAGACAAUAUAUUAUGUAACCAAAGAUCUUUGCAGCAAAUCUGUUGUCCGAUUUACAGCUGGACGUCAUAAUGCUAGAUCCUAGCCUCAUAGUUUCUUUAUUAUUAUGCAUUAAUUUUGUAAUAUGUAUAAUAUUAAGGAAAUCUAUAUAAUCAUGCACAAACACAAAUACACGUAAAUAAAAAUAAAAGUACUUAAGUUCCAAAUUUGAAUAUUCACAUAUUUUCUAAUAAUUUUUAUCACUACAUCUUCCAAACCUUAUAUUUUAUAUGGAAUUAAUAUGUAAUAUACUCUUUAUACUUUUAUGUUAUGACCAAUUUUAUAAAUUAAAUUGACAAAAUCAUAAUGAUAUUAUAAUAGUAGCUUCUGAAUUUGCAUAUACAUUUUAUAAUCUCAUUUUUCAGAUUUAAAAUAAACCAAGUCAAAUUUUUUCUCUUUUUAUUUUAAUUAAAUAUAUGUUUGAUUUAGAAUAAAUAUUAAUAAAUUAUUAUUUUGUAAAAUAUCACUUGAGAGCAUAUUGAAUUGGAUAAACUGACCAACUAUUUCAGGCAAUAUACCAACAAAGAUCAACUAUAUCAUAACACAGUUAUUUACUAUUCCUGAUUCCUUCCUUUAAUGGAAAUUUGCUCUUAAUAGAACUGAGUCUGUAAAAAAAUUUAGAAUUAAUGUUAAGUAAGGUGCUUUUAAAUUGAAUAAAAAGCCAUUUUAUUAACUGUAUUUUACUUAUUAUUAUUGCAUUAUUCUAUUGCAAUUCAUUUUUACCAUACUUUUUAAGAUUUUUUAAAAAUAUUUUCAUUCAUUUUUAUGUCAUGGACCACUGGAUUAGUGUUGUAUUUGUGUUUAGAUUUUAAUGUUUCUUAUUUAAAUAUUGUAUCCAAAGUUUUGGAUAAGUGUAAUUGAAUUAUCUUUAAGAGUAUUUUAUAUUAUUACUCAAUGAUUUAUUUAAUUUAGAAACUAAAUACUACAAUAAUUAAUAGUACUAAUAAAUAAUAAUACCAUAAAUAUUAAUGGAAAUUGUUUAUACUUUAUAUAAUUUGUUUUUUUUUUUUUAUAUAUAUAAUCUUUUAUAGUAUACAUUUAAUACAAUUUCAUUCAUUCAUAAAAUAUAUGGAUUUGUUAAAGUGUAGUUGUAUUAGAAUAAGUUAUUGUUAUACAUUUUUGUCACCGGAUUGUACUAUCGUCCUUUUAUGCGCGAUCAUGUGUUCAUAUAAAGUAUAUUGAAAAAAAUAAAAAUAAUCGAUUUGUUAAAAGACUA